Molecule: messenger RNA, 972 nt
Organism: Aspergillus puulaauensis
Lineage: Eukaryota; Fungi; Ascomycota; Eurotiomycetes; Eurotiales; Aspergillaceae
Product: class I SAM-dependent methyltransferase
Exons: 1
Coding region: 1-972 (323 amino acids)
Molecular function (GO): methyltransferase activity
Source: RefSeq, a predicted model, not a curated record
AUGGCUGCCACAACACGGUUGGAGAUCGCCAUUGACGAGGACGUCGCGUCAUUUACCGACACAUCAAGCACUGGAACAUCACUGGCCGACAGCGUGCUGCAAUACGAAUACAAGCACGGCCGGCGCUACCACGCUUAUCAGGCUGGCAGUUAUGCGUUUCCUAAUGACGAGCCCGAGCAGGACCGGUUGGAUAUGGUGCACCACGUGUACUACCGCGCCCUGAACAACAGGCUCUUCCUGGCUCCGUUCGACCCGGCGGGGAAGAAAGUUCUGGAUAUCGGCACAGGGACGGGCAUCUGGGCAAUCCAGUUCGGGGACUGGUAUCCUGAGGCUGCUGAGAUCGUGGGGAAUGAUCUCAGUCCAAUCCAGUCUGCCUGGGUGCCGCCCAAUGUACGGUUUAUUAUUGACGAUGUUGAGAAGCCAUGGGUCCCCGGAGAGGAGUAUGACUUCAUUCACUGUCGGUAUAUGGCCGGGAGUAUUAAAGACUGGCCAACGUUAAUACAGCAGUGUUUCGAUAACCUGAAGCCAGGCGGGUGGCUGGAGCUACAAGAGACAGCAAACAGACUCUACAGCGAGGAUGGGAGCCUGAAAGACGACAGCGCCACGAACAGGAUGAUCGACGGCCUGAUCGAAGCCUGCGACAAGAUCGGGCGCACCAUGGACCCCGCGCCGCAGAUGGAGCGGUGGGUGCGCGAGGCCGGCUUCGACAAGGGUCAGAUCCUGACGGAGAAACUCAAGCUGCCUGUGGGCAUCUGGCCCAAGGACGCAAGGCUCAAGGAGUGCGGGGCGCUGCUACGCGUGAACUUUAUCGAGGGCGUCUCUGGGUUUACGUCUGUGCUGUUUGGCGAUGUGCUGGGGUGGACGCGCGACGAGAUCGAGGCGCUGAACGCCGGUGUGCGCGCGGAGUCGCUGCGCAAUGAUAUCCAUCCGAUCUUUGAUUUCCAUAUUAUCAGCGCUCAGAAACCGCUCUAG